Diospyros lotus (date-plum) is the source of this 1356-nucleotide messenger RNA. Its product is annotated as RNA pseudouridine synthase 7. Gene Ontology annotation, molecular function: pseudouridine synthase activity; RNA binding. The record is from RefSeq and is a predicted model, not a curated record. Gene Ontology annotation, biological process: pseudouridine synthesis. Bases 25 to 1194 code for a protein of 389 amino acids. The transcript has 12 exons. Lineage: Eukaryota; Viridiplantae; Streptophyta; Magnoliopsida; Ericales; Ebenaceae.
CCUAACCAUAACAUUUCCAACCAAAUGAGCCAGAAGCGGAAGAGGCGGGAGGACGAGACGGAGAUGGAGAUUGUAUGGCAAACGCCCGCGAACCCGCCGGAGCGCCGAGAUUACAUUUUCCGCGACGGUGUUCGCUACGUGAAACCCUACUACUUCGAGUUCAUCUGCCAUGUGAAGAAUCGCUGGGCGGGGAAGACCAUUGUCGAUCUCUUUGCUGAAGAAUUCAAAGGCCGGCCAUAUGAUUACUACGUUUCUGCUGUUAAAUCUGGACGGAUACAAGUGGAUGGGGAGGUGGUGCCAGUUUCAUACAUAGUUCAGCCAUCACAGAAGAUAAGCCACUUCUUACACAGGCACGAACCACCAGUAAGGGCAUGGGAAGUUUCAAUUCUGCAGCAAGAACCAGAAGUAUUGACUGUUUGUAAACCUGCAACGGUCCCGGUGCAUCCAUGCGGUCAGUAUCGUAAAAAUACGGUGGUUGGCAUUCUUCAGGCUGAACAUGGGUUGGCUUCUUUAUUCCCUAUUCAUCGACUGGACCGCUUGGUCUCUGGACUGCUUAUCUUGGCCAGAAGUGCUUCUAAGGCUGACCAAUUUAGGCAGCAGAUUGAAGCUGGGAUGGUCCAGAAACUGUAUGUUGCAAAGGUCAUAGGGAUAUUUCCCGAGGAAGAGGUAGUUGUGAAUGCCAAUGUAAACUACAAUGCUAGAGAAGGGAGGAGCACUGUGGAGGUGGAGCCUGUUGGAAACACUGUUGUUCCACUGAAGGGAAAGGCUGCUAGUACAAAAUUUAUGAGGAUUAGAACCAAUGGGACUCACAGCACUGUUCUAUGUAAACCAAUCACUGGCAGAACUCACCAGAUACGUGUCCAUCUCCAGUAUACAGGGCAUCCAAUAGCCAAUGACCUACUCUAUCUCUCUGAAGUUGUUACUGAUCGUUUCACUAAAGGUUUGGGUGUGGAUAGAGCUGCCGCUAAGUCAGCUCACUCUCUAGCAUCUGCUCGUGUUGAAGCCUCUCCUGCUGGAUAUGAAGAUAAUUCAAAGGAAGCUUUUAGUAUUGAUCCUAUGUGUACGAACUGUCCCAAUUUGGCUCCUCAAGGAUAUGAUGGGCAUGAGGAUGGUCUAUGGCUGCAUUGUGUUCGAUAUACAGGGCCUGAUUGGACUUAUGAAUGUCCAUAUCCGGAUUGGGCAUUACUUGACUAAAUUUUCCCCCCACCUCAUUCAUUUACGUUUUGAGGAAAUUAUGUUGUCCUUCCCAUCUCCUUGUAUAUUGUGGUCAAUCCAAUAUGUAUAAUGUGGUCAAUCCAAUUAUCCAGUAUUUUAUAAAGAAAAUUACUGGCCUCAAUGGCCAAUAUGUUUCUUGGA